CGUGGCGCUACGUGACGAGACAUUGGUUUUAUACGUGCGUAUCAUGAUCCGUAAUUUUUAUCGAGUAUCAUCGCCAAUAAUUUUAUGGAAAAAUGGCACACGAGCUAAACAUGCCAUGGUUGACGUUCUGACGGAGCGUGUGACUUUUUCAAGGGAUUUCCUGUUUCGUCAGCUUUUCGAUCCAGCAUCCAGUACAUACACGUAUCUACUAGCCGAUAUCAGCGAUAAGGAAGCGAUUUUAAUCGAUCCGGUCAUCGAGUGGGCUGAUCGUGACAAAGCAAUCGUCGAGGAGCUGGGAUUAACGCUGAAAUAUGCCCUGAACACGCACAUGCACGCAGACCACAUCACCGGGACGGGCCGAUUGAAAUGCCUGUUGCCCGGCUGCAAGUCUAUGAUAUCGCGCAACAGCGGUGCGAAGGCGGAUGUACUUCUAGAGCCACACGAUCAAGUCCAAUUUGGCAGACAUCAACUGAGAAUAUUGCCCACCCCAGGUCAUACCGAAGGUUGCGUCACGUACGUUUGCGAUGAGCAGGGAAUCGCGUUCACGGGUGAUGCGCUGUUGAUACGGGGGUGCGGCAGAACUGACUUUCAGGGCGGAUCCGCCGCGGUUCUGUACAAAUCCGUUCACGAGAAGAUCUUCACGCUGCCGCGAAAUUACCGGCUAUACCCCGCACACGAUUACAACGGUAGAACAGUCACCACCGUAGCCGAGGAGAAAGCUCUUAAUCCCAGGCUGUCCAAGUCUCAGGAGGAGUUCGUCCAAAUUAUGAACAACCUUAACCUACCUUAUCCCAAGAUGAUCGAUAAAGCUGUACCGGCCAACAAAGUUUGCGGUCUAUACGAGGUGAAAGAAGAAAAGGACGAACAAUGAAAAUUAUUGACAGCGCUGCAGCCGAUGCACUAGCACGCUAGUAUUGUAAUUCUACAUUCUAUUAAUAAUUCAUGGUGCCGAUAGUUAACGUUCAUAUGUCACGAAUAACGCGAGAUUAUUCCCCGUUUUAACCGUAUAUUAUUAUCGAUGUUAUUAAAUGAGAAAUAAUCGCGUAUCUUGUCAGUUUGCCAACAAAAAGUAUUCAAAAGUGAUAUAAGGCAUGUGAUAUGGCAAUUUUUAAUAUAUAUGUAUAUAUAAUU
Messenger RNA from Cyphomyrmex costatus, 1131 nucleotides. Its product is annotated as persulfide dioxygenase ETHE1, mitochondrial. Gene Ontology annotation, molecular function: sulfur dioxygenase activity. Gene Ontology annotation, biological process: hydrogen sulfide metabolic process; glutathione metabolic process. Gene Ontology annotation, cellular component: mitochondrion. The transcript is spliced from 6 exons. The record is from RefSeq and is a predicted model, not a curated record. Bases 44 to 871 code for a protein of 275 amino acids. Lineage: Eukaryota; Metazoa; Arthropoda; Insecta; Hymenoptera; Formicidae.